AUCAUGGCCCGUGAAGCCGGGCGGUAGAAUUCCCUCACGCACGUUAAAUAGCCAUUGCGCCCUCGUCAAAGGCUACCGGGCCAGCCCACACUCAUUGGGCAACUGGACGAAUCCUUUGUUCGGUAUCUCGAUAUACUUUGUAGCCCGUUUAUUCCGAUAACGAUGCAUUGGAUCAAGAUCGAGGCCAUCUUGGCCCUUGCCAGCUCGGCGAUUGUGCCAGUCUGUGCGUAUGCGCCUGUGCCACGAAACUCGCUACGUGGUGAAACUCCCAUCACCGACCUGGGUAAGCUUGGUAAGAAGCUUUCAAAGGCAGCCAUGGUCUACUACCCAGGGUCGACCGAAUUCGAGCUAGCAUCAAAGCGAUGGUCUGUCCUGGAUGCCCCCACGGUGAACAUUGUCGUGGUUCCUGCUACGGAGAAUGACGUUGUUGAGACGGUCAAAUUCGCCAACGCGCAGGAUUUGCCGUUUCUCGCAUUCAAUACCGCCCACGCGGCCAUCACCACGCUGGGGAGGAUGGACCAUGGCAUCGAGAUCUAUAUGAACCUCCUGAGCAGCGUGAAAGUCGCUAAAGAUGGGAAAACGGUCAAGAUCGGCGGUGGAACCCAAUCCAAGGCUGUCACAGAUACGCUCUGGGCAGCAGGAAAACAGACAGUGACUGGAACCUGUGAGUGUGUCAGUUACAUGGGACCCGCGCUUGGGGGUGGCCACGGCUGGCUCCAAGGACAUCACGGGCUCAUUGCAGAUCAGUUCGUCUCCAUGAACAUCGUGCUGGCCGACGGCACCUUGAAGACAAUUGAUAGCAAGUCUGACCUUUGGUGGGCGAUGAAGGGCGCCGGCCACAACUUCGGCAUUGUGACUUCCAUCACCUCCAAGAUUUACGACAUUGAGCACACCGACUGGGCGAUUGAAACGCUCAUCUACAGUGCCGACAAGGUCGAGGAGGUGUACCAAGCCGCCAAUGACAACCUCCUUGGAAAGCAGCCCGAGGGAGUCAUUAACUGGUCAUACUGGGUCAACAGCCCUGAUAUGGAUCCAAACAACCCCAUCAUCCUCUUCUACAUCAUCCAAGAAGGAGUGACAGCCGUCAACUCGACCAUCACGAAGCCCUUCCACGACAUCGGACCUCUCGUCAUCCAGCCCGUUGCAGGAGACUAUCGAGAUCUUGCCAAUUGGACCGGCAUCGCCCUCGCUUCUGCGCCAUGCCAGAAGAACGGGCUCGUCAACCCCCGCUUCCCGAUCUAUCUCGAGUCAUAUGACGUUGCGGCGACAAAGCAGGCCUAUGAUCUCUUUUCAUCCGAAACAAAUGGGGACUCUCCCUUUAGCAACUCCCUGUUCAUGCUCGAGGGAUACUCGACGCAGGGCGUGAGCUCGAUCAACGCCAAGUCAAGCGCCUUCGCCUUCCGGGACGCGCACCUUCUCCUCGCCCCGCUCAUCACAUAUUCGCCCGAUGGCCCUGCCCUUGACAAGCGGGCUGCCGACCUGGGCGUGGAGCUUCGCCAGAUCUUGCACAAGGCCACGGGCAAGAAAGAGAUGGGCUCUUACGUGAACUAUGCCUUCGGUGACGAGACCCCGAAGGCAUGGUACGGGAGCGAGCAAUGGCGCCAGGACCGCCUGAAGGCCCUGAAGGGGAAGUACGAUCCGAAGGGCAAAUUUAGCUUCUUUGGACCAAUUGCUUAGGCGGAGAAACAUGUCCAGGGGCAAAUCGACCACAUGAUGGGGUCGUGAUCUAGACGACAAUGCAGGUCAGGGAUGUUAUGUACUAUGACUGGGGGACCUUGUCGUUGAGAAAACGGGUGGUUGGUAUGCGGAAACUGACUCACGACGUACGAAUUAUGCAUAGCAGCACUCUGUAAAUACAGCAUGACCAUGAAGAGCAUUAUUGUGGAGGCCAAUCGUGAGACGAAUUGCAAUGACAGACAUGUAGAGCCCAAUUGUGCAC
Ilyonectria robusta is the source of this 1939-nucleotide messenger RNA. RefSeq lists its product as uncharacterized. The transcript is spliced from 4 exons. Gene Ontology annotation, molecular function: FAD binding; oxidoreductase activity. The coding region runs from base 163 to 1677 and encodes 504 amino acids. Lineage: Eukaryota; Fungi; Ascomycota; Sordariomycetes; Hypocreales; Nectriaceae. The record is from RefSeq and is a predicted model, not a curated record.